AUGGCUAAGAACUUUGUUGUCUUCGGUGCAACCGGCGCACAGGGCGGUUCUGUGACCCUAGAACUCCUAAAAGCAAACAACAGCAACAGCAAUAGCAACAAGUACAACAUCCUCGCCAUAACCCGAAACCCACGCACCACCCAAGCCCAAAAACUAUCCUCAGCCGGCGCAACACUAGUCCAAGCAAACAUGGAAGACCUGAACUCCUUGAAAGAGAUAGUCAAAGGCGCGCAUUACAUAUUCGUCGUAACGGAUUUCCUAGGCGCCGAGGGCAACAGCGACAGGGAAUUAAAGCAAGGACUCAACGUCCUAGAAGCAGCCAGCUCUCCUGCGUGUCUCGACACGCUCGAGGCCGUUAUCUGGAGUAGCUUGCCGGACGCGAGGAAACAGCCGUGUGCGUAUGAAAAUAUCGUGCAUUUUAAUAGCAAGAGGGCUAUUUCGGAUCGGCUGUGGAAUUCGCCGCUCAGGAGCCGCGUUACUGAGGUGUGGUUGGCGGCGUAUCAUGAGAAUUUUGUUAAUUCUUGGGGGAUUUAUGAACCCCUGAAGCAACCUGAUGGCUCGUAUAUUCUGAGUUAUCCGAUAAAUGCCGACUCAAAGAUACCGUUCAUGUCUGUGACAGACCUAGGUAAACUUAUUACUGUCAUCAUCGAAGAUCCUACCAAAUACCACACAAAGGUGGUGUCCUUUGUCAGCGAGUGGCGUACUCCGUUAGAGCUGCUCGAAUCGUUUAGAAAAGCCACUGGAGUAGAGGCGAGAUUCCAGUCUAUGACUACCGAGCAGUUCAAACAGCACCUAGAGGCUUCUCUCCACUUCCCUAACAAUGUGGCUCUGAGCAUGGCGGAGAACCUAUCAUGCUAUAGGACCAAUCCAAAUAUGAUUACGGACCAUACAGACUAUGCUGCCAAGGAUGCUUGA
Messenger RNA from Lachnellula hyalina, 915 nucleotides. RefSeq names its product NmrA-like family domain-containing protein. The transcript has 5 exons. The record is from RefSeq and is a predicted model, not a curated record. Bases 1 to 915 code for a protein of 304 amino acids. NCBI's taxonomy places the organism in Eukaryota, Fungi, Ascomycota, Leotiomycetes, Helotiales, Lachnaceae.